AUGAGAAACGAAAUGAGUGUUGGAACAUCGUCAGAUAUCAGAAAAGCAUCAAUACUUUGUCGCGAUGUGUAUCGGAAAUGUAGAGAGGCAGGUGCGGAAUAUGAGGAGAUUAGACGGGAAGUGAAGGGUUUGUAUGGGGUUUUGAGAGAGCUGAAGGAAGAGGAGGAAGAGAGGAAUGGGGAGUGGGAUGAGGGGAACUGGGGAAGGGUGGAGGGGAUUAUUGGGGAUUGUGAAGGGACGCUUAGACAACUUGAUGGAUUGUUGGGAAGGUAUGGGAGGAAUGGAGGCGGAAGAUUGGGAAGUAAUGAGAUGGAUCAAUUGGGUGGGAUUCGAGUGAGGUUAAUUUCGCAUAAGAAGAACGUAUCGCAUUUUCUCGAUUCGCUACUACACGAAGAUGAAGAUGGAGAUACAAACGGAACAGAAGGGUUAGACGGAAAGGGCGAAUUGGAUAUGUUAUUGGAUAAGGUGGAUGAUAUUGCAGCGGAUAGGAGUCGAAGGCUUGGGACUUCACAGAUGAUGGGUUCUGAGAAUGAGGAUGAGGAGGACAAUUUGCAGAUUUGGAAAUGGUUUAGGAGGAAUCUAAUUGAAGAGGGGGUUAACAGAGUAGUUCUGGAACGGCAUAAGGACGUUCUAAUUGCAUAUAUACGACAAAUGGAACAAGAUGGGCUACUAAACGAAAAUCCAUCUGCAUCUACACCUCAAACCAGUCCAAGAACUCAUUAUAAAGAACAAUGGGACUCUACAUAUUCCGAUUCAUCUCAUACACAAGCAGCACCAGCUUCAUUCGAUAAUACCGAUAUCAAUAUUGGGCGCAAUGACCCCGGAGCAAAAGAAAUGAUCCAACGAGAAGACAAUAUAAAAUUCCCCCCAGCGAUGAAAUUCCAAAGACCCAAACCCGAAUCUCUCGUCGACUCUUAUCCAUAUCCCGGACAAAAUAUAUCGUCAGCUCCUCAUCGACAAUUAUCACCUCCUCUAACUCCCAAAAUCUCAACCACAGAUCUCGAUAUAUCAAAAUCGCAAUGCGCAAAGGAUAUCAGCGGCUCAAAAUUAAACUCUGAGGAUAAUACGUCAUCGACGCAUCAGACGAUAUCACGAUAUCCAGUUAAUCCGAAUAAUGAUAAUACUUCAAUAAUUCAAACCUCGGAUCUUCUUUUGCUUCCUUGCUUUGCAACAAGUAAUCCUCAACUUCUUCCACCGUCUUCUCCGGGAAGUUGGAAUUCAAAUUUAAAUUCGUACUCAUAUCCUGAUGAACCUCCCAACAAAAAUAUACAAUCGCCUCAAUUGAAAACAAUGACACUUCGACCAAAACAUAGCUCGGACCCAGUCCAGAAAUCAUCACCGCGUACAAGUGGUGUUCGAUUCGAUCUUCCUGAUGCUAAUCAAUCAUCAAAAACCCACACACCUAGUAGUGGAAAUAAUCCACACGAUUCUACCAUUCCAAUCCCUAUUCCCACUUCUAUUCUAAAGUCAAAAAUUGCACCUGAUUCAUCCGGGCACGAAAUCCCUCAAGACGCAAAAUGGACAAAGGUUAAACGAUCUUUGAUAUCACCAGAAGUACUGAUGAAAGAUGGGAGAAGAUUCGAAGCUCGACCAGAAUUCGUAGCUAUCUUAGGAAUUCUCACGAAAGAGGAAAUUCAACAAUACGCUGAGCGCUCGCAUGUUUUGAGAGAAGAACGUUGGUGGAGAAACCAUCCUGAGCAGAGAGAAAGGAGGGAGAGGGGGGAAAGAAGUGAAAGAAGUAGAAGACGAAACUCAGGGGAUGAGGAGAGUUCUUCUUGCAGUUCUAAUUCUAGUUCGGAGAUGAGCUCGGAUUCAGAUUCAGAUAUAAAUGAGCAUAGAAGACGUGGUGAGAAAAGGAAUGGGGAUGCAAGAGGAAAAGGGAGAAGAGGUGAUGAAUGGGAAGAGAGGGGAGAAAGAGGAGAAAGAAAAGGAAGAUCGGAAAGAUAUAAUCGCAGAGAAAGAGAUCGUGAGGCAAAUUAUACUUUUGCUCCUCAAUCACAACCCCAGCCCCAACCUCAACAUUUCUCUGCUUCGCCAUAUUCUGCGUCAAAUAACUCACUUCCAGGAAGAGGUAUGGAUAUACCCGGAAUGAACCAAACACCAAAUGGAUACGCACCCCUGGGUUCUUUUCCCGGACAGCAAAACUAUCCCCAACAAGGAUAUCCACCACCUCCACAGCAGCAACCGCCCUAUCCAAUACAAAAUCAAUUUCCUCAACCUCCCUACCCUCAAGGACAAGGACCUCCACCAAUAAAUCAAAAUCAAUAUCUCUCACCGAAUCCCUACGCUCCUUACUCUACUUCUCCAUCUGGCGCCUCACCUACAUAUGCGCCCAAUCCUUCCUACUCCCCCCACAACUCCCGACGCCAUCAUUCUCAUUCUCAUUCCCAUUCCCAAUCCCGCUCUCCACAUUCUCAUUCUCAUUCUCACCACUCUCGCUCCCGCCGUUCUCGUGAUUCAGAUCCCAGAUCUUCAGAGCCGAGGAGACAAAAUUCAGGAACGACUAGUACACAUACGAGUUCGAGUACGAGUAAAUGGCGGGAUCACCUCGCUGCGGCGGGGAUAGGUGGAGGGUUGGGGGGUGCGGCGGUGGGAUUGUGGGAGGUGUUGAGUGAAGCUGCGGAGGGAUUUUAG
Botrytis fragariae is the source of this 2634-nucleotide messenger RNA. RefSeq lists its product as uncharacterized. The transcript is spliced from 3 exons. NCBI's taxonomy places the organism in Eukaryota, Fungi, Ascomycota, Leotiomycetes, Helotiales, Sclerotiniaceae. The record is from RefSeq and is a predicted model, not a curated record. Bases 1 to 2634 code for a protein of 877 amino acids.